Psammomys obesus (fat sand rat) is the source of this 874-nucleotide messenger RNA. It is a transcript of the gene Lilra5, whose product is annotated as leukocyte immunoglobulin like receptor A5. Bases 36 to 845 code for a protein of 269 amino acids. Gene Ontology annotation, biological process: cytokine-mediated signaling pathway. The transcript is spliced from 6 exons. Gene Ontology annotation, molecular function: inhibitory MHC class I receptor activity. The record is from RefSeq and is a predicted model, not a curated record. Lineage: Eukaryota; Metazoa; Chordata; Mammalia; Rodentia; Muridae.
CAUACACACAGUUGCAGCCACAGAGAGGAGAUGCCAUGGCUUUCACCUUCACAGUCCUGAUCUGUCUGGGACUGAGUGUGAGACCCAGGAUCCCAGUGCUGGCAGGAGCCUUACCAAAGCCCAUCAUCAAAGCUGAGCCAAGCUCUUUGGUCUAUAGGGGAAUGCAAGUGUCCAUUUCAUGUAUGGGGACUUCGGAUGCAGGGAGGUACCUUCUUUAUAUGAAGAAAUUUGAUCAUAGACAGCACAAACAAACCUCUUCAAACCAUGGGGAGAAAGCUGUGUUCCUCAUAAGCUCUGUUGGAAAGCAUGACGGAGGCCAAUAUUCCUGUAUCUAUGUGACCACUGCUGGCUGGUCAGAAUACAGUGACAUUCUGGAGCUGGUGGUGACAGGAAUCUUUGACAGCAAACCCAGCCUAUCAGCCUUGCCUGGACCCGGGGUGACCUCAGGAGAUAAUGUGACCCUCGAGUGUUUCUCACAGGAGGAAUAUGACAGGUUCAUUGUGACCAAGGAAGGAGAGCAGAGGGACUUCAUGAGCAUGAAGUCACAGAAGACAUCUGUUGGGCAGUUCCAGGCCCUGUUCAUUCUGGGUUCUGUGACUCCCAGCAGUAGUGGGACAUUCAAAUGUUAUGGCUACUAUGAUGCCAACCCACAGGUGUGGUCAGAACCUAGUGACCACCUGGAAAUACGCAUCUCAGACUCAGAGACCCAGGAUCACACAGUAGAAAAUCUCAUCAGAAUUGGCAUGGCUGGCUUGAUCCUUAUAAUCCUUGGAAUUCUUCUGUUUGAGUCUUGGCACAGCCAGCUAGAGAUUCAUCAUUCAACUGAGAGCCACCAGAGUGAAUAAAAACCUGUGUCUUGAAGGAGAGAUUUUUC